Podarcis lilfordi (Lilford's wall lizard) is the source of this 391-nucleotide messenger RNA. NCBI's taxonomy places the organism in Eukaryota, Metazoa, Chordata, Lepidosauria, Squamata, Lacertidae. The record is from the annotation of a GenBank genome assembly.
AUGCACUUCAUCCGAACGUUCCAAUUGGAAGCCCGCAUUGUCACUACGGCUGGCAGUUGGCCACGCCCUCCCGUUCUUAAAGAAAAAGAGACGGGGAGGAAAAAAAUAGCUGGAUCAACAUCCGGGGCAGGCUCGGCCUGCGCGUUGCCUGGGGAGACGGCGCGAGGUAAAAGACCGAGGAGCGGGCGGGGGAGUGGAACGGAGGCGAGCAAAGCAUUCGAGCCUUCCCUCGCCUCCGCACGUCUUCGGCUCAUUCCGGAAAAUUUCGCGAAGGUUAGUUUUCCCGCCUUUUUUCCCUCCGGCGACGGACGGCGUUCGGUUGUUCGGCGCUGUUUUGUGUGGAGCGGCCGCAUUCCCGCCGGAGCAUGCGCAGUGCGUUCCCAGCCCGUGA